AUGAAUUUGGCCAAGAGAAAAAUAAUUGAUAGUAGCUUGUGUCCAAUAUGUGAGAGGGAAGAGGAGUCAACUGUACAUGCUUUGUGGAGUUGCCCAUCUGCAUCAGAUGUGUGGGCAGAUAAUGACAGUCCUGUUAAGAAAUGGGCAUGUUCAGUAGUGAACUUCAUGGAACUCUGGAAGAAGCUGAAUUAUUGCUUGGAGGAGGAGAAGGUUGGUUUGGUGGCCUGCACUUUGAGGAGGAUAUGGCUAAGAAGAAAUGUUGUUAUCUUUGAAAAGAAGUUUGAAUGUCCGAAAGCAUUAACUAGUAUUGCUCAACAGAAUUUUGCUGAAUUCAAUGAAGCAAAUUCUGGUCCAAGUAUGCUCAAGUUAACAGAAGUUAUGCUAGAUGGAAGAAGCCCGAUGUGUUGGUCUGUAAAUUUAAUUGGGAUGAGGGUGGGAGUUGGGAUUAUAGUGAGAGACUCGGAUGGGGAAAUUCUUGCUUGCUUGUGUAUAAGUGUGAAUUACUUGUUGAAACCUGCUUGUGCCAAGGCAUAUGCUUUGAGAAGGGCUAUGUUCUUUUGCUUGGAGUUGGGAUGUACAAAUGCUGUUUUUGAAGGUGAUUCCCUGAUAGUGGUUAAUGCUGCUAAUAGUGAAGAUGAAAUGAGUAUAGAUUAUAGUGUUAUAAUUGAAGAUACUAGGAAAAUGCUUAACAACAAUGGGAGGUAG
Molecule: messenger RNA, 705 nt
Organism: Carya illinoinensis
Lineage: Eukaryota; Viridiplantae; Streptophyta; Magnoliopsida; Fagales; Juglandaceae
Exons: 1
Coding region: 1-705 (234 amino acids)
Molecular function (GO): nucleic acid binding; RNA-DNA hybrid ribonuclease activity
Source: RefSeq, a predicted model, not a curated record